AUGGACGAAGAGACCGCCGUGUGUGCAGCAGUUCUCGCCGCGGUGACAGCUGCUCUUACACCCUUCGACGGCCGCAGCAACCGUGGACCCAUUGAAAACAACUUCGUUGUUCCAAACAACACGUGGUUGCUUGUGAAAUCUACGACUUCCCUCAAUGCAUGGUUCACGCGGCACCUGCGAUGCCCUCGACCCACGUUCAAUCGAAUUGUGGACUCCAUUAGAACGGCAUGGCCAACCGUGCACCCUGCUCUCCACCACCUCAACCGCUUUGGCAUUGAUGACCGCGUAGCUUGCACCCUUCACUACCUCACUCACUCAGACGGCUACGAGUCGACGGCAGAAUUGUUUGGCAUCUCAAAGACCAGAGCGUACGAGUAUUGUAAUCAAGUGUUUGCUGUUGUUCAACUCUGUUUCGUGUUGGAUACCAUCUCGAUGCCAACGACACACGCCCAGUGGGAGGACAUCAGAACAGGGUUCGAAGCGUAUGGAUUUCCCAAUGCCUACGGCGCCAUCGACGGCAGUUUGAUAUCAAUAAAACGAUUUGAAGACUUCACUGGGUGGUACUGCCGCAAGGGGUUUCCAGCAUUCAAUAUGCAAGCUGUGGUUGAUCAUCGGAUGAAAUUCAUGUCAUACUCGUUGCGCUCUGGAAGUCAGAACGACAAGGCGCUCUUUAACCACUCGGUGUUUGGAAAAACGUGCCACCAAAGAGUCCCUGGGCGUGGCUGCUUUCUUGGCGACGCUGGGUACAAGCUGUAUUCACACCUCAUGACCCCAUACACGAUUUACUCGGACAUGCCCCAGGACGAAGCGCACUACAACACGAUCCACAGUCGCAGCCGCAUGGUCGUCGAGCGCGCAUUUGGGCUUUGGAAGAACAAGUUUCGUGUUUUUAAGACUGAGCUGCUCCAACAUCGACCGAGCGACAUGGCGCGCCUGAUUGAAGUAUCCUUGGUGUUUCAUAACUGGUUCAUUGAAUUCAAUGAGGAGUUGGAUAACUUCGAACCCGAGUUCUUCCCCGAGUGGAUGCACAUCGGUGGUGACACAGUCUUCGAUGAGGAGCUGAACCAAGUCGAUGGUGCACCUGCACCAUCGACUUGGUUCAGCUUGAUCAAGUUGUAUUUAAUCCAACAUGUUAGUAUAUAA
This is a messenger RNA of Aphanomyces astaci, 1143 nucleotides long. RefSeq lists its product as hypothetical. NCBI's taxonomy places the organism in Eukaryota, Oomycota, Saprolegniomycetes, Saprolegniales, Verrucalvaceae. The record is from RefSeq and is a predicted model, not a curated record. The coding region runs from base 1 to 1143 and encodes 380 amino acids. The transcript has a single exon.